This is a messenger RNA of Somion occarium, 3812 nucleotides long. The record is from the annotation of a GenBank genome assembly. NCBI's taxonomy places the organism in Eukaryota, Fungi, Basidiomycota, Agaricomycetes, Polyporales, Cerrenaceae.
AUCAACAAUUGUGUUGCAGCCUUUCAACCUCCUUGUUCGUCCUGCAACGUUGAGGUAUGUAUGUGCUGCGUUCUCGUAUAAAUUUCACGUCCAUCCUGACGACUCGUAGCAAUACAAUUGUAGCACAGCCGACGUUGCUGUCUGCCUUUUCAACCCGUGCUUGAGCCGGCGGAGCGCCCAUCAGACGCCAAAUGCAGACUCUAUUGUUUGGUGGUUCGAGAACAAUGACCUGCUCGAGCGACGUAAACACAAUGGAUAAUUCUUUCUCAAAUACUGGGGGCGAGGAAUGUCCGUUCCCACUCUUCUUCGGGUCUUUCGCUCUCUGGCUUUGCUUUCUAACGUCCGUCAACGACCCCCGAUACCAAUCUUUACGACGUCGCCGGUCGACUUUCAUUAUUGCCCAUGGCUACCUCACCUAAUACUCGUUGGAUGUCUCCUCCACCCGUUUACGACACUCACUCAACACCAACACAGUACACAACUCUCACACCUUAUCUCCAGCUAUCUCACAUUUUGUCUCUGACGUGGCUUGCUUAUCCCAUAAUUUCUCUCCUCUUCGUCGCCUUCAGACUUCAGUUAUCAUCUGCAGCGGCAGCAGAUGCAGCGGCGAACGCCAAGGAUGACCUUCUUACCAGCUGCAAGGCCGCAGAGACUGCUGCCACAUCCGCUGCCAGCAUACCUCGAUAUCUCGCCGUUGCUUCCAAUGCACAAAUCGCGGACGCAGUCAACGGAACUCUGAAUGCAGCCCGUGCAACCCUUGUCCUCGCAUUGACAAUAAUGGAAGUUAUCAUUAACUUUAUCAUUGACAUUUACCGCUCGACCUUCUUGUGCUUCCUCGAGCUUGUGGUACGGGGUGGUCUUUCCCUCAUUAUCGGUGCUGUGCAAGAGUUCAACUCCUUCAUCCAGAGUACUUUCAGUGGUCUUCGGACCUCCAUUCAGAACGAUGUGGCGGCAGCCAACUCGGCGAUCAAGACCGUUGUCGAUGCCGUCAACAAAGUCAAUCCGUUCAGUGAUAUAUCCGUUCCUCAGAUCAACGUACCGAGUCUCGAUGGACUUCAGAACGUGUCUCUUCCAUCGGAUUUCCAAGAUGCGCUGAUAAAACUGAACAACUCCCUGCCGACUAUAGCAGAGCUGAAGGACAAGGUGGAGUCUAUUGUUGACAAGCCGUUUGAGCUGUUAAAGAAGGAUAUAAAUGAUACCUUCAAUGGAAUCUCCUUCAACCAGUCCACGCUCCCCGUCCCUCAACAGAACAAUGUCGUAUUCUGCAACGACAUGGAUACUUCCGUCGUUGAUAACCUCGGCAGUGAUCUCGUCAAGAUAGCCAAGAUUGGUACCGUCAUCUUGGUCAUCCUCGCCCUCUUGUUGUUGGGAGCCCAUUGUGCGUUGGAGUGGUACAAGUGGCGUUGUAUGAAACAGCACCUCCAAUACACUCGGGAAGCAUGGACGACUGAUCCGACACUAUCCCAGUCCGGUUCCAAGUCCGCACCGACUAUCAUUAUGACCGAUCACAAUUUGCUCAUGUUGCAAGCAGCCUCGCAGCAUCCUUUGCUCACGAGGAUUGCUAACCAGAUGACAGCCUUACUCCGCCUCAGUCCGUCGCAGCACAUUCACCUCCAGUGGUUCUUCCACUACGUCUUCCACCCACCCGCCCUUGCCUGUUUCCUCAUCGGUUUCUUUGGCCUCCUCUCUGUUCAGAUUCAGCUGAUGGCUGUCUCGCCGCUAGCACACAAGUACAGCGAACAAGCCGUUGCGUCCGUGAACGAUUUCAGCAAUACAAUUGCGACCUCAAUGAACGAAAGCAUGUACAACCAGUCGUCUGCUUACGCUGCUGAUGUGAACGGGCGAGUGGACAGCAUCCAGUCCACGAUCAACGAUGGUCUGUUUGGUUGGGUCAAUGGUACCACUACGACUCUGAACGAUACCAUCAAUGCCUUCUACACCGAUAUCCAAGACGCCGUUAACACCGUAUUCAGCGGAACGAUCCUCGAGAGCCCCGUCCAGGAAUUCAUUCGGUGUUUCAUCGGUACCAAAGUUGACGCCAUCGAGAGCGCCUUGACUUUCCUUCAUGACAACCUCCACGUCGAUAUCCCCCGUGUGAACGAAACCGUCCUCGUUCUUUCCCCUGACAAUGUUAACGAAGUCACUCGACCUGUCGCUCUUGCCGCCAUCGGAGGUGGGAAUGGCGAAGGUAGUGACGAUGGUGGUCUUGUUGGCCGUCUCAUCAAUGCUUAUAUCAGUUCUCUCAAGAAGGAAAGAAUCAUGUUCGGGAUCUUCAUGGGUCUUUGGGGAUUCGUCGUCCUUAUCGCUCUGUGCAUUAUCUUCUGGCAUUCGUAUGGAAGAGAUUGGAUGAAGGCGUACAAGAAGCGGAAAUGGCAGAAAGAGCAGAGGGGUGGUACUGAAGGAAUGGUCGUUCCUUUCCGUGACCGCGAAACUGGUGAUGGUUUCGCUGGAGGCGUGGGAGGCGUCGACACAGAGAAGAAGCAGUCUGACUUGCCUUCAUUCUCUCCGUUGCCCAAUCCGAAGCCAAACUUUUUUACCUCUAUUCGCUCCCCGUCGUUCCAGAACAAGGAACCUCACCCGCUGAGUAUGCGGAACCCUGCAUACGAGAAGUCUUGGGAUAGCUUCCUUGAUCAGGCCAACACCAGCACCGACCAGACUGCACCAGCUCAAUCUAAAAGCUUCAAGAUCAGCGCACCCCAGAAAUUGGUGGCACUGAGUAGGAAGGGGCGAGAGAGGUUCAUUGGUGAUAAGGAAAGUUCCAACUCUCAGACAGAUCUUGUUGAAAGGGAUGCCCAGGCGGGCGAAUCCUCAUGGUUCCAACGGGUCCAAGGUGCAUUCUGGAGGAAGAAAAAUGUGAACGAUAAUGAGGUCUCGAAUGUCGUAGAGCCUGUUCCGACAGAGCGCGUACGCCCUCAACUUACCAUCUCCACUACCAACGCCUCGUCGCCAUCGACUAACCUCCCGACCAUUGACAGGCAAGGCAGCUCACAUGGACAACCUGUGCCCUCCUCCGCGUGGUCGGUCUCUCCGGGACCUCCUCCUAAACGCCCUUGGAUGCAGAACAUGGUGUCUAAGAAGGGUUCUUUGUCAAUUCCCUUCCAGCCCAAGUCUCGGCGAACUGCUAGUGUCCCUUCAGACGUCAAUUCCAUUCGCGAUUCCUUCAAUGUGACAAUGCCUCAGUCCGAAAUGCGUUUCGCUGUUCCACUUCACCAUGGGUUUGAGAAACCUGUUCCGCCUGUUGUAAGAUUCCCCACGCCUCCUCCGAUGAACUCGCCUGUGUAUGGUCUGGAUCACGAUACUCACCUCUCGCCGCCUCCAAAACAUCCUAAGCUUGGCAAAAAUCCUCUACCUCCAGUCAAGCCGGUGGAUCCAUUCGUGACGCCUUUUGAUGACGAGAAUCGGGUGGCCGUAUCUUCUCCGACUGAACCUCCGGUUACAGCCUCCUCUGAGAGAAGGCAUACUAAUCCGUUUAUUGCAAUGGCUAUAUGACAGCCAGCAGCGGCAUGACAGGCUAUUCUCUUCACGACCUUCUAUUAUAUAUAUCACCAAGCCUAAUGCUUCUCUCAUUGUCGGACAGUCGCAUCAUGCUGUAUCUAUAGCCUUGUACAUAUCACGACUAACUAUCCUUUGUAGCUUUAUCAUUUGUAUAAUGCGAUGCCUUGCUUUCUUUUCCUAUUUGUUUUCAGGGCAUAGAACCUGAGCCGAAAGAUGUGGAUUUGUGCAUUCUACACAUUAAUAUUGAAAAGUCUUCAAGUCCGCCGAAGUAACUAUAGUACUUGUGGCAGAAGAGCGGGUAUACAGAGUUCUCCUUG